AUGUACAAAAAUAUUGUGUAUAAUUUUAUAUUAAUAUUUAUAAUAAUAAAAUAUGUUGAAUCACAAGACAAUGAUCCUGAUCAACCAGCAGAUGAUGAAGAAGAAGAUAAUAAUUUUGAUGUUUUAGAUAUAGAACAAAUCAUUCAGGAACGACUUAGUCGUUUUGAUGAUCCUCAAUAUCAACCAGAUUAUCAACAAUUAGAAGAAUCUCAAUAUCAGCCCCAACCAGAAACUCAACCCCAACCUCUGACUCAACCCCAGUAUUAUGAUCUUUAUCAAACUCAACCAGAACCUCAAUAUCAACCCGAACAAUUUGGUCAAUAUGAACCUCAACAAUAUGGACCAGAAUAUCAGUUAUACCAAACACAAACUCAUCAUAUAGAACAACAAUCUGAUACAUAUGGGUAUUAUGAACAAUCAGGAGUUAGUCAACCACAACAGUAUUAUGUACCUUCAGCACCUCAAACUCAAAUUCAAAUUCAAAUUCAACCCCAAUCAUAUGAUCAAUAUCAACCAUAUGCACCCGUAACUCAGCCUCAUACAACUCAGGAACCUCUUUAUCAGUAUUACUUACCGGAAUCCCAGGAUCAAUAUGGAUAUCAACUGCAAUAUGAAACACAGACUCUUUAUGAUACUGGUCAACAACCAAUAACUGAAACUCAACCACAAGAACAGUAUUACUAUCCUUAUCAACCUACCCAACCAACACCUCAGGUACCUCAACAACAGUAUUAUGAACCACCUCAACCUCAACCAACUCAACCACCACAGUAUGGACCGUAUCAACAUUAUAUGCCUCCACAAACUGUAACUAAAGCUAAACAACCAACAGAACAGUUAGAACCUGAAGUUAUACAAGUUCAACAGAUUGAUGAUGAGGAAAGAGAGAAAAAGAGACAACAAAGAGCCAAGUUGUUGGAUAAAUUAAAAAGAAAAAUACAACGUCCGGAUAAAACAAAGCCAUCAAAACAACAAACUGCCCAACCAAGAAAAAGAAAAAGACCUCGAACUACAAGUGGAGACCAAGGUGAGGAGGAGGAAGAACAAAAACCUAAAAGAGGAAGACUGCCUAAAUCCUACAGAAAAUCUAGACAUAUCAAACUAUUCAAAUUUGAUUCUGAAGGUAAUCUGGUCCAAAUGACUGAGCGUGACUACGAUAUUAGACAUAGUGAUAAAACUAGAUCAAUAUAUGAAUUCAAAACAAAUCUCGAACAAAUAGAAUUUGACAAUGAGGUUAUCUACGUGCAUACAAGUGGAACUCCUUAUUGUUUUUCAUUAAGUCAUAGUAAAAAAACGGAUAUAAUUAUCAUUACUAACAUUCAAGAAUUUGUAUUAAUUAAGAAAAAUAAAGGAAUAUGGACAAGAACUGAUCAUGUGACUCCGUACUAUGUCAAAUUCUACAAACGGGAUUCUGGAGGGAAUGAAGUUUUAAUAACUAGUGAUCAAUAUAGUAUUCAUUUUACAUCAAUCGGAUCCUUUAGAUACAAAUUCCAUCCAGGUAUUAAAUGUACUAAAAUAAUAGUUAAAGACAUGGUGGCGUGGAAGAAAUCUAAUAAAGAUGAUGGGUUUCCUGAACUGAUUUACGUUAGUCCAAAAUUGAGUGUUAUACUUAGGUUUAAGAAAUAUACUAAAACUUUAGGAAAAAAACAUAAAAAAUAUAAAAUCUUACACACUAAAAAAAAUUUAAAAGAACCCAAAUAUAUCUAAAUUAAUUUUAUCAUAUAAAAUAUGUUAUUGACAUCGUCAUUAUUAUAAUAUGUUAAAUAUCUCAU
This is a messenger RNA of Theileria parva strain Muguga, 1772 nucleotides long. RefSeq names its product SVSP family protein. Bases 1 to 1707 code for a protein of 568 amino acids. The transcript has a single exon. The record is from RefSeq and is a predicted model, not a curated record. Lineage: Eukaryota; Apicomplexa; Aconoidasida; Piroplasmida; Theileriidae.